AUGGAGCUGGACUUGGAUAAAGAUCAACUUCCAGUGGAGCGAGCUCUGGGACUACAGUGGUGUGUGGAAACUGACAAGUUCAAGUUCAAGAUCUCCGCCUCACAACAGCCUCAGACGAGAAGAGGCAUUCUGUCAGUGGUCAGCUCACUGUAUGAUCCAUUGGGAUUUCUGGCUCCGUUCAUCAUGCCGGCCAAGCUGCUCCUGCAGGAGCUCUGUCGAAGAAACCAGGGCUGGGAUGAAGCUAUAACUGAGUCGUUUGGAAAAACGUGGGCAGACUGGCUUGAGGACCUCCACAGGGUGGCGGAGUUUGAGGUUAAUUGCUGCUUUAAACCCAGAGACUUUGGCGACCACGUAGUUGCACAGCUGCACCACUUUUCUGAUGCAAGUGAAGUUGGAUAUGGAACGGCUUCCUACUUGAGACUGGAAAGUGAUGGUGAAGUUCACGUUUCAUUUCUCUUGGGAAAGGGCAGAGUUGCUCCGCUCAGGCAGACAACAAUUCCUCGCUUGGAGCUCACCGCUGCAGUUCUUGCUGUCAGAGUUGCAAAGAUGCUGCAAAAGGAGCUGCAACUUCCGCUGAAGGAAUCCGUUUUUUGGACCGACAGCACAACUGUCCUGAAAUACAUCUUCAACGAAACCAAGCGAUUUCACACCUUCAUGGGAAACAGAACUGCUUACAUCAGAGAAGCCACAUCUGUUGAUGAGUGGAGAUACGUGAGCUCAAAGGAGAAUCCAGCAGAUGAAGCAUCCAGAGGCGUGCGAGCUGGGGAGUUCCUGAGAACCCAGAGACAGAACCUGGAAUGCAAGACCAAGAUGCAGAAAGAGUUGGAGGAUGUCAACAGCCUCCUGAGUGAAGCGGGGGGCAACAACAUCAAAUCCAGCAAGGACCUUUCUUCGUUUGAAUCUCAGCUGCAGGAUACACAGACGUUGCCUCAAGAGGAGACUCUGCAGAAGCUCGGGCUGUCAGGCCACCUCAGGCAGCUGGAGGAGCAGAACAACCUGCAAGAGAUGCUGGAGGAUGAGGAUGAGAGGAGGAUGAAUGUGCAGAAGCAUCUUGCCUCUCUGCAGGCCAACUGUGUAGCUCACCUCAACCUCAGGAAAUGGCAGUGGUGGAGACUUCUUGCUGAGGUGAAACCUCUGCUGCAAGUGACCCGGCAGGAAGAGCGUCAGGAGCUGGAGAAAACCGCUGCUCAGAUCACUGAACUCCGAGCUCAGCUGAACAAGAAGGAGGAGGAACUGCUCGCUGUGUUGACCAGGAUCGAGGAAGAGGCUGCAGCCCAGAAGAAGCUGGAGGCCCACAUGCUACCACUCCAAGAAGAUCAUGGAUGA
Salarias fasciatus (jewelled blenny) is the source of this 1326-nucleotide messenger RNA. Its product is annotated as myosin-9-like. The record is from RefSeq and is a predicted model, not a curated record. Lineage: Eukaryota; Metazoa; Chordata; Actinopteri; Blenniiformes; Blenniidae. The coding region runs from base 1 to 1326 and encodes 441 amino acids. Gene Ontology annotation, cellular component: myosin complex. The transcript is spliced from 2 exons.